Anarrhichthys ocellatus (wolf-eel) is the source of this 4132-nucleotide messenger RNA. RefSeq names its product membrane-bound transcription factor peptidase, site 1 (gene mbtps1). The transcript has 24 exons. The record is from RefSeq and is a predicted model, not a curated record. Gene Ontology annotation, molecular function: serine-type endopeptidase activity. NCBI's taxonomy places the organism in Eukaryota, Metazoa, Chordata, Actinopteri, Perciformes, Anarhichadidae. Gene Ontology annotation, biological process: proteolysis. Gene Ontology annotation, cellular component: Golgi apparatus. The coding region runs from base 603 to 3863 and encodes 1086 amino acids.
GCAUCCCGUCAUAACCAGACGUCAGUGGUCUGCGGCUGUAGCGUUUAGUGAGUUUGCUGCUAGCUUUGUACGGUGCACAAUAAACCAGCUACCAAGUAGCUACCAGCGUAUUAGUACACGGACAGUGAAUAAUACACACAGAUAACUGUGACGCGUGAGACAUUGUUCAGCUCGGGUCACACGAUCGAUUUCGCCAUUCAUCUGGAGUGAUAGGAGCUCCUUCAUGUCUAUGACAACAGGAAGGACUGCAGUGGAACUCUAAACUGUGACACCAGCAUCUUCCUCCAUCACUGCUCCCACCUUCCUCUCGUCCGCCCGCUGCUCUUUCUGGUUGCCUCCUUCGAGUUCUCAACAUGGCGACCAUGUCCCCACUCUGGCUGUGCCACUGACCUCCACCCUGGACCACCGCCAUGGAGAGAAAACGCAGAAAGAAAUUCAUCUAGCUGCUCAGGCCGUUCUCAGUAUGGACUCAGUUUUGGAGCUCUGGACCUGAUAAUGCUCUGUCCCGAACCUUUAAUCCCCCAACCAGGUUGUCUGCUGCUCAGUUUUCCUCUUGACGCGCCACGACUGCUGCUGAAGUAUAAAAGUGCCCGCUCAGACUGAUGGUCUGCGCUGCUUCACAACUCAAGAUGCUCCUGCUCCCGGUGUGGGCGUCCAUGGUUUUGGGGCUGCUGAUGGGCUUCCUGCCUGUGGUGGGGAUGGAGCCGACGCGAGGAGCCGCAUCGGACUCUGACCACGCCCCCAACGUAGAGCCCCUCCCCUCGUCGUCAAGCUCCAACUGCUCCGACUUAACCGUCAAGCUGGAGUUCUCCACCAAGGUGGUGGAACAUGAGUACAUCAUAGGGUUCACGGGGUAUUUCUCGGCCAAAGCCCGCAGCCUGUACAUCAGUAGCGCCCUGCGGAAUGCCGCGGACGACGGAGCGCUGGAGUGGCGCAUCGUCCCUCGGGAGAACCCCGCCUCCGACUUCCCCAGCGACUUCGAGCUGGUCCACAUCCGGCAAGCCUCGCCCGGCAGCCUGCGGACCCUAGAGGACCACCCUUACAUCAAGAGGGUGACGCCGCAGCGCAAAGUGUUCCGCAUGCUCAAAUACACUCUCUCGCCCGAACCCGCCACUCCUGGCAACGCCACCCGCUCGUGGCAGUCGUCCCGCCCCUUCCGGCGAACCAGCCUGUCGCUGAGCUCGGGCUUCUGGCACGCCACUGGUCGCCACUCCAGCCGGCGGCUGCUGCGGGCCAUCCCCCGCCACGUCGCCCAGAUCCUGCAGGCCGACGUGCUCUGGCAGAUGGGACACACCGGAUCCGGUGUGAAGGUGGCAGUGUUUGAUACAGGCCUGAGUGAGAAGCACCCGCAUUUUAAGAACGUAAAGGAGAGGACCAACUGGACUAAUGAAAAAACACUGGAUGACGGUCUGGGCCACGGUACUUUUGUAGCAGGAGUGAUAGCCAGCAUGAGGGAGUGUCAGGGCUUUGCCCCCGACUCGGAGCUGCACAUCUUCAGAGUGUUCACCAACAACCAGGUAUCGUACACGUCGUGGUUUCUGGACGCUUUCAACUACGCCAUCCUGAAGAAGAUUGAUGUUCUCAAUCUCAGCAUCGGGGGGCCUGACUUCAUGGACCACCCGUUUGUUGAUAAGGUGUGGGAGCUCACUGCCAACAAAGUGAUCAUGGUGUCUGCUAUUGGCAAUGAUGGACCUCUAUAUGGCACCCUGAACAACCCAGCAGACCAGAUGGAUGUGAUUGGGGUCGGGGGGAUCGACUUUGAGGACAACAUCGCUCGGUUUUCCUCCAGAGGCAUGACCACCUGGGAGCUGCCGGGGGGCUACGGCAGGGUGAAGCCCGACAUCGUCACCUACGGUUCUGGCGUCCGGGGGUCGGGGAUGAAGGAGGGCUGUCGCUCUCUGUCCGGCACCAGCGUGGCGUCCCCCGUGGUGGCCGGCGCCGUCACUCUCCUAGCGAGCACCGUCCUGAACAGGGAGUUGGUGAACCCAGCCUCCAUGAAGCAGGCUCUCAUCGCCUCGGCCCGCAGGCUGCCGGGGGUCAACAUGUUCGAGCAGGGCCACGGGAAGCUAGACCUGAUCAGAGCCUACCAGAUCCUCAACAGCUACAAGCCUCAGGCCAGUCUUUCUCCCAGCUACAUCGACCUGACGGAGUCUCCGUACAUGUGGCCGUACUGCUCUCAGCCCAUCUACUACGGAGGGAUGCCCACCAUCGUCAACGUCACCAUUCUCAACGGAAUGGGUGUCACUGGCAGGAUUGUCGACAAGCCCAUCUGGCAGCCAUACCUCCCUCAGAACGGCGACCACAUCGACGUGGCCGUCUCCUACUCGCCUGUGCUGUGGCCGUGGGCCGGCUACCUCGCCGUGUCCAUCUCCGUGGCCAAGAAAGCGGCGUCGUGGGAAGGGAUCGCUCAAGGUCACGUGAUGGUCACGGUGGCCUCGCCUGCAGAGAACGCCUCUGAGGCGGGCAGCGAGAUGACCUCCACGGUCAAACUGCCCAUCAAGGUGAAGAUCGUGCCAACCCCCCCGCGCAGCAAGAGGGUGCUGUGGGACCAGUACCACAACCUGCGCUACCCGCCCGGUUACUUUCCCCGAGACAACCUCCGCAUGAAGAACGACCCACUAGACUGGAAUGGAGACCACAUCCACACUAACUUCAAGGACAUGUACCAGCACCUGAGGAGUAUGGGAUACUUUGUCGAGGUGCUCGGAGCGCCCAUCACCUGCUUUGAUGCCAGCCAGUAUGGCACUUUGCUGAUGGUGGACAGCGAGGAGGAGUAUUUCCCCGAAGAGAUCACCAAGCUGAGGAGAGACAUCGACAAUGGCCUGUCGCUCAUCGUCUUCAGCGACUGGUACAACACCUCUGUCAUGAGGAAGGUCAAGUUCUACGACGAAAACACCAGGCAGUGGUGGAUGCCAGACACAGGGGGUGCUAACGUACCGGCUCUGAACGACCUGAUCUCCGUGUGGGGGAUGGCUUUCAGUGACGGGCUGUACGAGGGAGACUUCACCCUGGCUGAUCAUGACAUGUACUAUGCCUCAGGCUGCAGCAUCGCCCGUUUCCCAGAAGACGGAAUAGUGAUUGCCAAGAAUCUCAAGGACCAAGGUCUGGAAGUGUUAAAGCAGGAGACGGCAGUAGUGGAGGGAGUUCCCAUCCUCGGACUAUACCAAACACCGUCUGACGGGGGAGGUCGCAUCGCUCUGUACGGCGAUUCUAACUGUAUAGACGACAGCCACAGACAGAAAGACUGCUUCUGGAUGCUGGACGCUCUCCUUCAGUACACCUCCUACAGUAUGACCCCUCCCAGCCUCAGCCACUCCCACAGCAGGGUGACCCCGCCCACGGGCACCGAGCGCCCACUGCCACUGAGACUGGAGGGCAACCAUCUUUACCGCUACUCCAAAGUUCUAGAGCCUCACCUGGGAGACCCUAAGCCCCGCCCACUACCUGCCUGCCCUCACCUGUCUUGGGCAAAGCCACAGCCGCUCAAUGAGACAGCACCCAGUAACCUGUGGAAGCACCAGAAGCUUCUCUCGGUGGAUCUGGACAAAGUGGCUCUACCUAACGUGAGGGCUUACCGUCCCCAGGUCAGACCUCUGUCUCCCGGGGAGAGCGGGGCCUGGGACAUCCCGGGAGGGAUAAUGCCCGGCCGCUACAACCAAGAGGUGGGCCAGACCAUUCCCGUGUUCGCCUUCCUGGGAGCGAUGGUCGUCCUGUCUUUCUUCGUGGUCCAGCUCACAAAGGCCAAGAGCAAACCCAAGCGCAGGAAACCGCGCAUCAAACGGCCGACGUACCUCCAGCAGCAGCAGCAGCAGCAGCAGCAGCAGCAGACAAUGACGACGACUGGGAAAAACCCGGCAGUUUGACUGGAACUGCAACUCUGGACUGCUGCUGGAGAGCGGUGUUCACCUCCCAAAAACUGAGACGCUGUUAAACGGGACAACUUGUGUUGAGGAGCAACGCCGGAGGUGUGGGGUUAUGCGGCGUCUAAUGAGCCGUCGAGGCGGACGUCCGGCUGCUCUGAAGCCUGCCACCGAGACCCCGGGCGUCUCUUGGAUGCUGAAAAAACUGUUUGUGCCUCUUGUCUAUUCAAGGCUGUGUGUGUGUGUGUGUGUGUGAGAGAGAGAGAGAGAGA